AUGGGGGAUGAGACUGCUGGAGGCUCCGUGGCUGCUCAAGUGGAGGUGCAAAUGGCUCUCAUGGCGGAGACCAUUUCCCAGCUGAGGGGCGACAACCUGAGACUGCAGGAAGAGCUGGCUGGUCGCCAGCAAGCUGCAGCUGCACAGGCCCCUGCAGAGACGCUUGCUCCCGCACCGGUGGUUCAAAGGGCUGGGGAUCUUCCGAGGAUGCCCAAGCCCAAGGCCUACGUCGGUUCACAGCUUCCAGGGGCUGUGGACAAUUUUAUUUUUGCUUGCACACAACUGAGCGUGACCGACUCCGCAAGCUCGGGGGCUGCUUCCGUUGUCGCCAGCUGGGGCACAUUGCACCAAACUGCCCCAACUACCCACCAGACUCCAGCAGGCCGGCACAGAGGCCCCGAGUUAACCAAGUCGAGCAGCAACCCUGUCGUUCCUAACGUUACACCUGACGGUACCAACCUCGCACCUGAAGCCGAGCGAUGCGACACCCUGCGCAAGGAGUACGCUGACGUCUUCCCCGAAGAUCUUCCGAGCGAACUCCCACCGGACCGGGGCAUGCUAUUCAAGAUCGAGCUUCUGCCGGGGGCCACUCCCGUCAACCGCCCUAUCUACCGGUUGUCCCCUGCAGAGCUCGAAGAGCUGCGCCGCACACUCGACGACCUCCUGGCCAAGGGGUUCAUUCGCCCCAGCUCCUCCCCGUGGGGCGCCCCGGUCCUGUUCGCCCCCAAGAAGGACGGGGGUCUGCGCUUCUGCAUCGACUACCGGGGUUUGAACAAGCAAACC
Molecule: messenger RNA, 783 nt
Organism: Klebsormidium nitens
Lineage: Eukaryota; Viridiplantae; Streptophyta; Klebsormidiophyceae; Klebsormidiales; Klebsormidiaceae
Source: the annotation of a GenBank genome assembly